Molecule: messenger RNA, 1819 nt
Organism: Carlito syrichta (Philippine tarsier)
Lineage: Eukaryota; Metazoa; Chordata; Mammalia; Primates; Tarsiidae
Gene: KLHL25
Product: kelch like family member 25
Exons: 2
Coding region: 32-1801 (589 amino acids)
Molecular function (GO): protein binding
Source: RefSeq, a predicted model, not a curated record
GGCAGAGAUCGGUCUCUAGCACUGGUGCACCAUGUCGGUCAGCGUCCACGAGACCCGCAAGUCGCGGAGCAGCACCGGGUCCAUGAACGUCACCCUCUUCCACAAGGCCUCCCACCCGGACUGCGUGCUGGCCCACCUCAACACGCUGCGCAAGCACUGCAUGUUCACCGACGUCACACUCUGGGCGGGCGACCGCGCCUUCCCCUGCCACCGUGCCGUGCUGGCCGCCUCCAGCCGCUACUUUGAGGCCAUGUUCAGCCACGGCCUGCGGGAGAGCCGGGACGACACCGUCAACUUCCAGGACAACCUGCACCCCGAGGUGCUGGAGCUGCUGCUGGACUUCGCCUACUCCUCACGCAUUGCCAUCACCGAGGAGAAUGCCGAGUCCCUGCUGGAGGCGGGUGACAUGCUACAGUUCCACGAUGUGCGGGACGCGGCCGCCGAGUUCCUGGAGAAGAACCUCUUCCCCUCCAACUGCCUGGGCAUGAUGCUCCUCUCGGAUGCCCACCAGUGCCGCCGGCUCUAUGAGUUCUCCUGGCGCAUGUGCCUGGUGCACUUUGAGACCGUGCGGCAGAGCGAGGACUUCAACAGCCUGUCCAAGGACACGCUGCUGGACCUCAUCUCCAGCGAUGAGCUGGAGACCGAGGACGAGCGGGUGGUCUUCGAGGCCAUCCUCCAGUGGGUGAAGCACGACAUCGAGCAGCGGAAGGUCCACCUGCCCGAGCUCCUGCGCAGCGUGCGACUGGCCCUGCUGCCCUCUGACUGCCUGCAGGAGGCUGUCUCUGGUGAGGCCCUCCUCAUGGCGGACGAGCGCACCAAGCUCAUCCUAGAUGAGGCCCUCCGCUGCAAGACCAGGAUCCUGCAGAACGACGGGGUGGUCACCAGUCCCUGCGCCCGACCGCGCAAGGCGGGCCACACGCUGCUCAUCCUUGGGGGCCAGACCUUCAUGUGCGACAAGAUCUACCAGGUAGACCACAAGGCCAAGGAGAUCAUCCCCAAGGCAGACCUGCCUAGCCCCCGCAAAGAGUUUAGCGCCUCGGCAAUUGGCUGCAAGGUCUACGUGACAGGGGGCAGGGGCUCCGAGAAUGGAGUCUCCAAGGAUGUCUGGGUGUACGACACUGUGCACGAGGAGUGGUCCAAGGCGGCACCCAUGCUGAUCGCUCGCUUUGGCCACGGCUCGGCCGAGCUGGAGAACUGCCUCUAUGUGGUGGGGGGGCACACGUCUCUGGCCGGUGUCUUCCCAGCAUCGCCAUCUGUCUCCCUGAAGCAGGUAGAGAAGUAUGACCCUGGGGCCAACAAGUGGACGAUGGUGGCCCCAUUGAGGGACGGUGUCAGCAAUGCUGCAGUGGUGAGCGCCAAGCUGAAGCUCUUUGUUUUCGGGGGGACCAGCAUCCACCGGGACAUGGUGUCCAAAGUUCAGUGUUAUGAUCCCUUGGAGAACCGUUGGAUGAUCAAGGCUGAGUGCCCGCAACCAUGGCGCUACACAGCCGCUGCCGUCCUGGGCAGCCAGAUCUUCAUCAUGGGAGGUGACACAGAAUUCACAGCUGCCUCAGCCUACCGCUUUGACUGUGAGACCAACCAGUGGACGCGGAUCGGGGAUAUGACUGCCAAGCGCAUGUCCUGUCAUGCCCUGGCUUCAGGCAACAAGCUCUAUGUGGUGGGGGGUUACUUUGGGACCCAGAGGUGUAAGACCCUGGACUGCUAUGACCCCACUUCAGACACGUGGAACUGCAUCACCACGGUGCCCUACUCCCUCAUCCCCACAGCCUUUGUCAGCACCUGGAAGCACCUGCCUGCAUGAUGCGUACCUGCAGAGUCC